This is a messenger RNA of Trichomycterus rosablanca, 1151 nucleotides long. It is a transcript of the gene psma3, whose product is annotated as proteasome 20S subunit alpha 3. Gene Ontology annotation, cellular component: synapse; nucleus; proteasome core complex, alpha-subunit complex. Bases 112 to 879 code for a protein of 255 amino acids. The record is from RefSeq and is a predicted model, not a curated record. Gene Ontology annotation, biological process: ubiquitin-dependent protein catabolic process; proteasomal protein catabolic process. The transcript is spliced from 11 exons. Lineage: Eukaryota; Metazoa; Chordata; Actinopteri; Siluriformes; Trichomycteridae.
CUGGUUAGUGCGGAGUGACGGGUCAGGCGAAGCUUACCGCUAACAUUAGCAGAGGCUGUUGCUAUCCACUUCAGCCUUUUUGUUGUAUAAUAAAGCGGUAAUAAAGUAAAAAUGAGCUCUAUCGGUACCGGAUAUGAUUUGUCUGCCUCCACCUUUUCACCCGAUGGAAGGGUAUUUCAAGUAGAGUAUGCCAUGAAAGCAGUGGAGAACAGCAGCACAGCAAUUGGAAUCCGCUGUAAAGAUGGAGUAGUUUUUGGUGUAGAGAAGUUGGUGCUGUCCAAACUGUAUGAAGAGGGCUCCAACAAGCGCAUCUUCAACAUUGAUCGUCAUGUUGGCAUGGCUGUGGCAGGUCUUCUUGCAGAUGCCAGAUCACUUGCCGAGGUGUCAAGGGAAGAGGCGUCCAACUUCCGCUCCAACUAUGGCUAUGACAUCCCGUUGAAGCAUCUGGCAGACAGAGUCGCGAUGUAUGUUCAUGCUUACACCUUAUACAGUGCUGUACGUCCUUUUGGAUGCAGUUUCAUCCUUGGAUCUUAUGAUAAAGAUGAUGGUUCUCAGCUUUACAUGGUGGACCCCUCAGGAAUUUCAUACGGUUAUUGGGGUUGUGCCAUUGGAAAAGCCAAGCAAGCAGCAAAAACAGAAAUUGAAAAACUCCAGAUGUCAGAGAUGACCUGCAGAGAGCUGGUAAAAGAGGUCGCAAAGAUAAUCUACAUUGUGCACGAUGAGGUGAAAGACAAAGCUUUUGAACUGGAACUCAGCUGGGUUGGAGAAGUAACAAAAGGAAGACACGUGCUUGUACCCAAGGACAUCAAAGAAGAGGCUGAGAAAUAUGCUAAAGAAUCACUGGAGGAGGAAGAUGACUCUGAUGAAGACAACAUGUGAACCACUUGACUUUCUUUUCACUUAAUGCAGUGUUUUUCAAUCCUGGUGAACCCCAACUAUGCACAUUUAAGUGGCAUAAACUACAGCUUAAAAAGAACAUUUUUAAACCUGGACUGUCAGGAAAAAAUAAAAAUAUAUAAAAACGUUCAGUUUCUUGACAUUUGACCAAAAUUGAGAAACACUGACAAAGUAAUAACUGAGUGCAUUUACAUGGUUAAUAAAUGUUUGUUUCUUUUUAUAACAAUAUGAAAUUAAAUUUAGAAAAAAAACUU